This is a messenger RNA of Tarenaya hassleriana, 2492 nucleotides long. Its product is annotated as pollen receptor-like kinase 3. Gene Ontology annotation, molecular function: protein binding; ATP binding; protein kinase activity. Gene Ontology annotation, biological process: protein phosphorylation. Lineage: Eukaryota; Viridiplantae; Streptophyta; Magnoliopsida; Brassicales; Cleomaceae. The record is from RefSeq and is a predicted model, not a curated record.
CUAUUUUUGGGAUUUGAAGCCAAAAAUUGCCAACUAGGCUCCUCAAAGACAAGAAACAAUGAUCAUGUCCGAUUUUUCGCCCAACAAAGACAAUCCAAAGAAGACAUUAACCAACAACGAAGCCACCGGAGAAACACGAAAACAACAUCAUGUACCAUAAUCAUCGAUCUUCUUCAUCGUGAUCACGAUCAUGAUCAUCAUCGUCAUCGUUCUUGGACAGCAGCUUCUUUGAUCUCUUCAUCAAACCCGAUCAAUGGCUGCUUUUCCCUCUCCAUUGUCCAUCGGUGUCAUCUUCUUCUGUUUAUCUCUCCUUCCCCCUUCUCUGCAGCACAUGAACGAGGCCGAAUCUCUUAUUCGGUUCAAGAACACAAUGAACAUAACGAAAGGGGACUUGAAUUCAUGGAGAACAGGAACUGAUCCUUGCAAUGGAAAGUGGUUCGGAAUCUAUUGUCAAAAGGGUCAAUGGGUUUCAGGCAUUCACGUUACGCGUCUCGGUCUCUCUGGUUCUAUCAGCGUUCAAGACUUGAAGGCUCUUACCAAUCUCAGAACCAUCAGGUUGGAUAACAACCUGCUCUCGGGUCCCUUACCGCCUUUUCACGUUCUUCGCGGCCUGAGAUCGCUCUUGCUCUCGAACAACAGUUUCUCGGGCGAGAUCUCCGAUGAUUUCUUCAAGGAUAUGCCUCAGCUGAAGAGGGUUUUUCUCGAUAACAACGAAUUCAAAGGAACAAUCCCCACGUCUCUGAUGCAACUGCAUGAUCUUGAGGAGCUUCAUUUGCAAGGAAACCAGUUUUCGGGUCAUAUUCCCUCGCUUACUGAUGCCAACAAGAUUCUGAAAUCCAUCGAUCUCUCUAACAACGAUCUCGAAGGAGAGAUCCCGAAGAGCAUAUCGGAGAGAAAGAAUCUUGAGAUGCAUUUCCAAGGAAACCAGAAACUGUGUGGACAACCGCUUAAUGUUGUCUGCCAGCCGUCUGUUACAAGAAACUUAGAUCCUAAGACGGAACAAGAGCAUAGUCAACACGCCAUUAAAGCGAUUCUUACAUCAAUUGCGGUUCUGAUACUCUUUUUCAUCAUCGUGGCGGUAAUCUCGAGAAGGAGAAGACGAGAACCCGACUUCCGGAUGCUUGGUAAGGAACAUCUCAGCGAUAAUGAGGUCGUGGAGGUUCGAGUACCAGAAUCAACAGCCAAAAAGCCGACAGAUUCGGGCAGAAAGCGCGAUUCGGAUGUCUCAUCUAAGAAAGGAUCUUCGCAUCACGGGAAAGGCGGGGGAAUGGGAGACAUUAUAAUGGUGAAUACCGACAAAGGUUCGUUCGGUUUGCCUGAUCUGAUGAAGGCAGCGGCCGAAGUGCUAGGAAACGGAAGCCUAGGCUCGGCUUAUAAGGCACUGAUGGCUAAUGGAUUAGCCGUCGUCGUGAAGAAACUGUCGACAGAGUCUUUUGACGUUGAGAUGAGACGAUUAGGGCAACUUCGUCAUCCUAACGUUCUUACCCCUCUGGCGUAUCAUUAUCGCCGAGAAGAAAAGCUUAUUGUCUCUGAAUACAUGCCCAAAAGCAGCUUGCUUUACGUCUUACACGGCGACCGAGGGAUCUAUCACUCGGAACUGACUUGGAAAACUCGGGUGAAGAUAAUCCGAGGGGUCGCACGAGGGAUGCAGUUCUUGCACGAAGAGUUCGAAUCCUACGAGCUUCCCCACGGAAACCUAAAGUCGAGCAACGUUCUCUUGAGCGAAAACUACGAGCCCUUGAUCAGCGAUUACGCUUUCCUACCGCUUCUACAGCCGGAAAACGCAGCACAGACUUUGUUCGCUUUCAAGACGCCCGAGUUUACGGAGAAACAGCAAGUCUCAGCGAAAUCGGACGUAUAUUGCCUCGGAAUCAUUGUUCUUGAGAUCCUGACAGGGAAAUUUCCUUCUCAAUACCUAAACAACGGAAAAGGUGGUACGGAUAUCGUCCAAUGGGUGCAGUCUUCAAUCGCGGAACAUAAAGAAGAUGAACUCAUCGAUCCCGAGAUCGCGAGCGAUACAGAAUCGGCUGCGGAAAUGGCUGAGUUGCUGCGGAUCGGGGCUGCCUGUAUAGCAAGUAACCCAGAUGAGAGACUAGGUAUGAAAGAAGCUGUUAGACGGAUAGAACAAGUGACAACUUGAUGAAGAAGAAGAAGCCGAAAAACUCAAACGCAAAACGCAAACGCAGACACUGUCGGUCCAAACGCUAGAAUUCUUCGGAACCUGUAGAUAAAGGAGGAAGCAAAGAGAGACAAAAACAACGAAAAGAAAAAAAGGUUGCGUGCGUAGGAAGGCAACGUUUUUUUUUUCCUCCAACAAAAAUUUUCCGGAUGAAGCAAACAUGACCCAAGUUUGGAAAUGGCAGAUUUCUUUUUUUCUCGUUUCCUUUUUUUUUUUCCAAUUCGUUUCUUUGUUUGCUAAGAAGUUUGUAAUGUAUAUUCAUCUUCUGUUACAUAUAGAAUGGAUUUUUAUGCAAAAUGAUUAGGGUUUUCAA